CGUCUCGGCACGCACUGGUGCGCCCGCGCGCCGUCGCCGUCUAGCCCAGCCUGUCGCGCCUUGGCUCUGCCCGCGCUCCCGCCCCUACAAAUUCCUCCACUCAACCAGCCCCUCUCCGCCAACUCUCUCGCGCACACUGAACGAGUGACCCAAGCGUGCCGUCUUAUCUCUCCUCCUGUAUUGUAUACAUGGACCGCUACAGAGUGGCGCCGGCGCGGCCUGUCUUCCUCUCCGGCCACCUGCAGCCCGCGGCUGCCACCCGGCGCUCGGGCGGCGCCGAGCGGGAGCUCGACAUCUUCACGGCCGAUCGCUACUUCAACGCCGCGGACGCCGUCAAGUACAGCGCCGCCGCGGUCCAUGCGGACGACCCGCCGCGCCAGCUGCCCGUCGCUGCCGUGGAUGCGGCGGCAAGCCAGAGCAGCCUCACCGCGGCGUCGUCCGAGGUGAGCUGGAACAGCCGCUCCGGGCUGCUCGCCAGCAACCAGUCGCCGUCGGCGGCUAGGCAGCACGACAAGGGCUAUGGCGGUGGCGUCAACGGCGUCGUCGUCCUAGAUACGAGGGACGAUCGGUAUCACCGCGGCGGCAAGAAGCCUGCCGCCGCCGGCUUCGGGCAGCGCUGGGGGAUCUUCAGCCGGGACUGCCCCUGCGCCGGCAGGAAGGCCGUCACCGUCGACGUCGCCUCCGAGCCGACCACCCCGAGGGUCCACGCGAGGUUCGACGCCAGGGAGGAGAGCGCCGUCUUUAAGGCCAACGGGCUGCCUCCUCCGUCUACAAACGACGAGCCCGGCGUGAUGAAGAUUUUUACGACGGGGAGCUGCGCGUUCCCGCUUCGCGCCAACAACAACAUCCUCGCUCCGGCUACAGAUCAUGGGACCAGCGCUUCUUUCCCCGCAUUCCCGCCCGACGUAGGCCGCCGCGUGGUGAGCUCUGGCGGAUUCACCUUCCCGGUGAUCAGCCCGUCCAAGGCCAUCAGCAGCAGCGUCGUCGACGAGCCGCCGCGCGAGUCGCUGGAGGUGUUCCGUCCCAUCGACGAGGACUCGGUGGUGCUCGUGGACCCGCCGCCACCCCUAGCCGCGGCCGCUUUUCUGCGCGCGCCGGCGGUAGUGUCGGCCAUGGACGACGACGCGAUGAGCGACGCGAGCUCCGACCUGUUCGACCUGGAGAGCUUCGCGGCGUCAUCGUCGUACCCGACCACGUACCGUGGUCGCAGUAGCCGGCGCAACUCGGGGGACGACGACCUGGAGUACGCCACCGCGGCCGCGGAGCCAGCGCUGAGCGAGUGCAUGUACGCGCCGAGCGAGGCGAGCGUGGUGUGGAGCGUGGCCACGGCCGAGGGCGUGGCCUACGACACCGGCAGCGUGGCCAACUUCUCGAGCGCGGCGUCCGCGUGCGGCGUCGACGAGUUCCGGUUCGUCCCGCCCGGGUCCGCCGCCGGCCACGACGGCUUCACCGCCGCCAUGUCCCGAAGCGCCGGCCGCAAGAAAGGCGGCGGGUUCUUGGACAGCUGCCGGUGCGAGAAGGCCGUGAGCGUCGGGCCGACCCCGGUCCGUGUGGCCCGCCCGCCGGCGGUCCCGGCCAAGACGGCGAUGGGGCCUGAAAGCGGCGGCGUCGCGCGGUACCACAACCGCCGCGUCCACAUGCCGGUUCGGUCGUGAUCGAUGCGCGCGCUCCCCGUCUGGCGCCUAUUACUAUUAGCCUAUACGAAAGUACAGUACGGUACAUAAUUCUCUUGUUUGUUCCAGGUACGUACAAGGUGUCGUUGGCACGUACACUUGCACGCGUGCGUGCAUGACGAUGACGUCGUCAACUACUGUAAUUAGUUACUCCUAUCGUGAAGAAAAACGUGCUGCCGCAUGUAUGAUGUAUCGAUCUUAGUAUGUGUUAUGUCAGCGAUCA
Molecule: messenger RNA, 1896 nt
Organism: Aegilops tauschii subsp. strangulata
Lineage: Eukaryota; Viridiplantae; Streptophyta; Magnoliopsida; Poales; Poaceae
Product: protein PHYTOCHROME KINASE SUBSTRATE 4
Biological process (GO): phototropism
Source: RefSeq, a predicted model, not a curated record